Corvus hawaiiensis (hawaiian crow) is the source of this 2647-nucleotide messenger RNA. RefSeq names its product OTU deubiquitinase 3 (gene OTUD3). Lineage: Eukaryota; Metazoa; Chordata; Aves; Passeriformes; Corvidae. The record is from RefSeq and is a predicted model, not a curated record. The coding region runs from base 37 to 1173 and encodes 378 amino acids. Gene Ontology annotation, molecular function: cysteine-type deubiquitinase activity. Gene Ontology annotation, biological process: protein deubiquitination. The transcript has 8 exons.
CCGCUCCCGGUGCGGCAGGCGCGGCGCCCGGCGGGGAUGUCCCGCAAGCAGGCGGCCAAGGCCCGGCCCGCUGCCGGCGCCAGGAAGGGUCGGCGGCCCCGGCAUCCCCCCACCGGACCGGCCCCGGGCCCCGCUUCAGGCGACAGCGGCGGCCUCGCCGGGCAGCUCCGGGCUCUCGGCCUCAAGCUGCGGGAGGUGCCGGGAGAUGGCAACUGCUUGUUCCGGGCCCUGGGGGACCAGCUGGAGGGGCACUCCCGGAACCACCUGCGGCACCGCCAAGAGACGGUGGAGUACAUGGUGAGGCAGCGCGGGGACUUCGAGCCCUUCGUGGAGGAUGAUGUGCCCUUUGACAAGCAUGUUGCCAAUUUGGCCAAGCCUGGUACUUUUGCUGGCAACGAUGCUAUCGUGGCCUUUGCAAGGAACAAUCAGAUGAAUGUGGUUAUUCAUCAGCUCAACGCUCCGCUGUGGCAGAUUCGGGGCACGGACAGGAGCGACGCGCGGGAGCUGCACAUCGCCUACCGGUACGGGGAGCACUACGACAGCGUCAGGAGGAUCAGUGACGACUCGGAAGCCCCGGCCUAUCUUCGGAUGGAGAUGCUUUGCAAGAACGAUUCAAACAAGGCAGAGGAAGUGAAGUCACAGAAGGGCGACUCCGAAGAUGAGACUGAAGUGGAGGUGGAAGAUGCUGUACAAAAAGUGUGCAGUGCAACUGGGUGUUCAGACAUUGAUUUAGUGAGCCACGUUCUGGAAGUGGAGGACUACAACGUGGAAUCUGCAAUAUUUGCCAUCUUGCAAAUGAAGGAAGGGGAAGGAAUAGGUACCGAGGAGCAGCAGGAGCCCCCGGGCAGCGAGCAGAAAUCCUGCAGCAGAGCACUGUGGGAGGAGAACGGAAGUGGUUCAAGAAUCUUCGGAAAUCAGAGCUUGCAUCAAGGUGAACCAAAAAACGACAAGGGACGGGCUGGAUCCAGGGAAGAGAACCGAGCCAGCAGAAACCCAAAGGGAGCCAAGAAACAAAGGAAGGAGCAGCAGCGGCUGGAGAAGAAGAAGCGGCAGGAGGAGAGGCACCGGCAGAAGGUCCUGGCCACCAAGAGGGACAGUGCAGACAACAGGACAGAGACAGACCCGGGCAACCACGUCACCCUGGUGAAGGCCAUGGCAGCCCUAAACAUAUGACUCAGUGCUCUGCUGAGAAAAGUCAAUAAAACUGAUGAAGACAAAAUUCCCCCCAGGAGAAUUUCCAGGCACCCAUUGUUAUCUUAAAAUCUGUCUCUGCCAGGAUUUCCAAGCACGAGAGAACUUCCUGUUCCUUUGCUUGUGGGGAGGACAAUUGCUCACUGAUUCUGCAUCAGCCUGUGGUGAGAAGAGUUUGAACUUAGCAGGAAGUAGAGACUUGGGCCUAUAAUCUUGGAGUUAGAUGAAGUUGAGAACCUUUUCUUCACACAAAGGUGUCAGAUUUGUUUGACAUCUCUUGAUGUGCCUGGAUUUUUUUGUUUGUGUGUGUGGUUUUUUUUUUUUUUUUUUUUUUAAAUUUGAUUAUGCUUGGAGGAGCUUUAUUUUACCUUGCUGUCAGGGAAAGCUUAACAAAUCUCAACUCAGGAAUAUCCCUGGUGGGUCUUUUUCUAUUUAAAUUCAAACAAAGUAAGGGAACAGAGUCCCAGAAUCCUUUCCAAAGCAAAGUGUGUCAGGCAGCACUGUCUCAAACAUGACAUUCCUCUUCUCUUUGCCAUGCAGGAGUGCGGUGACAAGUUUUAAUCUCACUAGAACUGCUAGCUUUGCACUGGGCUGGCUCAGAAGUGAUUAAUACAUGGAGGGAGAUUGGGAUUGCUGCAUCCAUGAGGUUUGGGAUCAGCUCCUGAGACCUGUAGGGGGAAAAAAAACCCACCUGCAACAACAAUCCUAGUGGACUCAUGAGACUGCAGAGCCAGUUCUUCUGAUCUGGUAAAAUGUGACAGGAACGGGCAUGAGAUUCCUGGUGAGUGUUGUUACUUGGACACCUGGAAUCUUGUCCCCUUUGCCACGUUCCAGAGGUUUUGGGCUACUCCAGGGCUUUAGUCCAAGCCAGGAGCUUGAUAGGUGUUAGUCUCCAAAUGAAAUUAGUGCGGCCAAAGGACCAGGAGUCCUGGGAACAAGCUUCCAAGCAGCAGUGAUCCCUGGGAAACCUGCCUAUUUCACCUCAUAAAUCAAGCUUUUUUUCCAGGGUAGGAUUUUUUUUUCAUCUUAAAUGCCAUUUUGGUGAGGUCACCAAGUAGGAUGUACAGCUUGACUCCUGGGAUAUUUUCCACUGUAGGACUGAGAAUUUGGAUCGAGGUGAAAGGACUGUGGGACUCAGCCUCUGAUUUAUGGCUCACGGUGUUUCAGCUCCACUCAGGUUUUUGGGCUUGUAACAAGCACUAACCUUGAAGAAAGCACAUGUGCACUUACACACAGGAGACACCUCAUCAGCCAGGGCAGAAGUGAAAGGGAUCUUCUGAAAGUAAGGAGUGUUGCAUUUGAAAAAUUUCUGUCUGUGCUUUGAAGUUCAUGAAUCAGCAUGGAAAUAGAAAUGUUUUGUUUUUUUUUUACUGAACUGCCAAGAACUGAUCUGGUACUUGGUGUGCUCUGCUGCUGUUACUUGAAGAAUAAAAAGAAAGGGGCUCUCCUGGAAGAA